This is a messenger RNA of Knipowitschia caucasica, 7416 nucleotides long. NCBI's taxonomy places the organism in Eukaryota, Metazoa, Chordata, Actinopteri, Gobiiformes, Gobiidae. The record is from the annotation of a GenBank genome assembly.
AUGUUUAACCAGCCUCUAUCCUCCAGCCUGUGUCCUCCAGCCUCUUUCCUCUAUCCUCCAGCCUGUGUCCUCCAGCCUCUAGCCUCCAGCCUCUAUCCUCCAGCCUCUGUCCUCCAGCCUCUGUCCUCUAUCCUCUAUCCUCCAGCCUCUAUCCUCCAGCCUCUGUCCUCCAGCCUCUAUCCUCCAGCCUCUAUCCUCCAGCCUCUAUCCUUCAGCCUCUAUCCUCUAUCCUCCAGCCUCUAUCCUCCAGACUCUGUCCUCCAGCCUCUAUCCUCCAGCCUCUAUCCUCCAGCCUCUGUCCUCCAGCCUCUGUCCUCCAGCCUCUAUCCUCCAGCCUCUAUCCUCCAGCCUCUGUCCUACAGCCUCUAUCCUCCAGCCUCUAUCCUCUAUCCUCCAGCCUCUGUCCUCCAGCCUCUGUCCUCCAGCAUCUGUCCUCCAGCCUCUAUCCUCCAGCCUCUAUCCUCCAGCCUCUGUCCUACAGCCUCUAUCCUCCAGCCUCUAUCCUCUAUCCUCCAGCCUCUGUCCUCCAGCCUCUGUCCUCCAGCAUCUGUCCUCCAGCCUCUAUCCUCCAGCCUCUAUCCUCCAGCCUCUGUCCUCCAGCCUCCGUCCUCCAGCCUCUAUCCUCCAGCAUCUGUCCUCCAGCCUCUAUCCUCCAGCCUCUAUCCUCCAGCCUCUAUCCUCUAUCCUCCAGCCUCUGUCCUCCAGCAUCUGUCCUCCAGCCUCUAUCCUCCAGCCUCUAUCCUCUAUCCUCUAUCCUCCAGCCUCUGUCCUCCAGCCUCUGUCCUCCAGCCUCUAUACUUCAGCCUCAAUCCUCCAGCCUCUAUCCUCCAUCCUCUGUCCUCCAGCCUCUAUCCUCUAUCCUCUAUCCUCCAGCCUCUCUCCUCCAGCCUCUGUCCUCCAGCCUCUGUCCUCCAGCCUCUAUCCUCCAGCCUCUAUCCUCUAUCCUCUAUCCUCCAGCCUCUAUCCUCCAGCCUCUAUCCUCCAGCCUCUAUCCUCCAGCCUCUAUCCUCCAGCCUCUAUCCUCCAGCCUCUAUCCUCUAUCCUCCAGCCUCUAUCCUCCAGCCUCUGUCCUCCAGCCUCUGUCCUCCAGCCUCUGUCCUCCAGCCUCUGUCCUCCAGCCUCUGUCCAGCCUCUAUCCUCCGGCCUCUAUCCUCCAGCCUCUAUCCUCCAGCCUCUAUCCUCCAGCCUCUGUCCUCCAGCCUCUGUCCUCCCAGCUUCUGUCCUCCAGCCUCUGUCCUCCAGCCUCUGUCCAGCCUCUAUCCUCCAGCCUCUAUCCUCCAGCCUCUAUCCUCCAGCCUCUAUCCUCCAGCCUCUUUCCUCCAGCCUCUAUCCUCCAGCCUCUGUCCCCUAGCCUCUAUCCUCUAUCCACCAGCCUCUAUCCUCCAGCCUCUAUCCUCCAGACUCUGUCCUCCAGCCUCUUUCCUCCAGCCUCUGUCCUCCAGCCUCUAUCCUCUAUCCUCUAUCCUCCAGCCUCUGUCCUCCAGCCUUUGUCCUCCAGCCUCUGUCCUCCAGCCUCUAUACUUCAGCCUCAAUCCUCCAGCCUCUAUCCUCCAGCCUCUGUCCUUCAGCCUCUAUCCUCUAUCCUCUAUCCUCCAGCCUCUGUCCUCCAGCCUCUGUCCUCCAGCCUCUAUCCUCCAGCCUCUAUCCUCCAGCCUCUAUCCUCUAUCCUCUAUCCUCCAGCCUCUAUCCUCCAGCCUCUAUCCUCCAGCCUCUAUCCUCCAGCCUCUGUCCUCCAACCUCUGUCCUCCAGCCUCUGUCCUCCAGCCUCUGUCCAGCCUCUAUCCUCCGGCCUCUAUCCUCCAGCCUCUAUCCUCCAGCCUCUAUCCUCCGGCCUCUAUCCUCCAGCCUCUAUCCUCCAGCCUCUAUCCUCCAGCCGCUCCUCUAUCCUCCAGCCUCUAUCCUCCAGCCUCUAUCCUCCAGCCUCUGUCCUCCAGCCUCUAUCCUCCAGCCUCUGUCCAGCCUCUAUCCUCCAGCCUCUAUCCUCCAGCCUCUAUCCUCCAGCCUCUAUCCUCCAGCCUCUUUCCUCCAGCCUCUAUCCUCCAGCCUCUAUCCUCCAGCCUCUAUCCUCCAGCCUCUGUCCUCCAGCCUCUAUCCUCCAGCCUCUGUCCAGCCUCUAUCCUCCAGCCUCUAUCCUCCAGCCUCUAUCCUCCACCCUCUAUCCUCCAGCCUCUUUCCUCCAGCCUCUAUCCUCCAGCCUCUAUCCUCCAGCCUCUAUCCUCCAGCCUCUGUCCCCUAGCCUCUAUCCUCUAUCCACCAGCCUCUAUCCUCCAGCCUCUAUCCUCCAGCCUCUGUCCUCCAGCCUCUUUCCUCCAGCCUCUGUCCUCCAGCCUCUAUCCUCUAUCCUCUAUCCUCCAGCCUCUGUCCUCCAGCCUCUAUCCUUCAGCCUCUAUCCUCCAGCCUCUAUCCUCCAGCCUCUAUCCUCCAGCCUCUAUCCUCUAUCCUCCAGCCUCUAUCCUCCAGCCGCUGUCCUCCAGCCUCUAUCCUUCAGCCUCUAUCCUCCAGCCUCUAUCCUCCAGCCUCUAUUCUCCAGCCUCUAUCCUCCAGCCUCUAUCCUCCAGCCUCUAUCCUCCAGCCUCUAUCCUCCAGCCUCUGUCCUCCAGCCUCUGUCCUCCAGCCUCUAUCCUUCAGCCUCUAUCCUCCAGCCUCUAUCCUCCAGCCUCUAUCCUCCAGCCUCUAUCCUCCAGCCUCUGUCCUCCAGCCUCUGUCCUCCAGCCUCUGUCCUCCAGCCUCUGUCCUCCAGCCUCUGUCCUCCAGCCUCUAUCCUCUAUCCUCCAGCCUCUGUCCUCCAGCCUCUAUCCUCCAGCCUCUAUCCUCCAGCCUCUAUCCUCUAUCCUCCAGCCUCUAUCCUCCAGCCUCUAUCCUCCAGCCUCUAUCCUCCAGCCUCUGUCCCCUAGCCGCUAUCCUCCAGCCUCUGUCCUCCAGCCUCUAUCCUCUAUCCUCUAUCCUCCAGCCUCUGUCCUCCAGCCUCUGUCCUCCAGCCUCUAUCCUCCAGCCUCUGUCCUCCAGCCUCUGUCCUCCAGCCUCUAUCCUCCAGCCUCUGUCCUCCAGCCUCUGUCCUCCAGCCUCUAUCCUCCAGCCUCUGUCCUCCAGCCUCUGUCCUCCAGCCUCUGUCCUCCAGCCUCUGUCCUCCAGCCUCUAUCCUCCAGCCUCUGUCCUCCAGCCUCUAUCCUCCAGCCUCUGUCCUCCAGCCUCUAUCCUCUAUCCUCUAUCCUCCAGCCUCUGUCCUCCAGCCUCUGUCCUCCAGCCUCUAUCCUCCAGCCUCUGUCCUCCAGCCUCUGUCCUCCAGCCUCUAUCCUCCAGCCUCUGUCCUCCAGCCUCUGUCCUCCAGCCUCUAUCCUCCAGCCUCUGUCCUCCAGCCUCUGUCCUCCAGCCUCUGUCCUCCAGCCUCUGUCCUCCAGCCUCUAUCCUCCAGCCUCUAUCCUCUAUCCUCUAUCCUCCAGCCUCUGUCCUCCAGCCUCUGUCCUCCAGCCUCUGUCCUCCAGCCUCUGUCCUCCAGCCUCUGUCCUCCAGCCUCUGUCCUCCAGCCUCUGUCCUCCAGCCUCUGUCCUCCAGCCUCUGUCCUCCAGCCUCUAUCCUCCAGCCUCUGUCCUCCAGCCUCUAUCCUCCAGCCUCUAUCCUCUUUCCUCUAUCCUCCAGCCUCUGUCCUCCAGCCUCUAUUCUCCAGCCUCUAUCCUCUAUCCUCUAUCCUCCAGCCUCUGUCCUCCAGCCUCUGUCCUCCAGCCUCUGUCCUCCAGCCUCUGUCCUCCAGCCUCUAUCCUCCAGCCUCUGUCCUCCAGCCUCUAUCCUCCAGCCUCUGUCCUCUAUCCUCUAUCCUCCAGCCUCUAUCCUCUAUCCUCCAGCCUCUGUCCUCCAGCCUCUAUCCUCCAGCCUCUAUCCUCCAGCCUCUGUCUUCCAGCCCCUGUCCUCCAGCCUCUGUGCUGCAGCCUUCCUGUGGAUGUGCUGCUGAUGUUGUCCCAGCUGAGGAGACGAGCCAGAGUUCACCCCUUCACCCGGGCCAUCAGGCAAUAUUACAGACUACCAGAGGGGACACUGGAGCUGGCCAAAAUCAGCAAAGUGUUGAUGGCCAUGGAGCAGGGAAGAGUGACGGAAUUCGAAGGAAAGAGCCUCGACCAGAUACAAAUUGAGCCUGAAGGGAGAGCAGUAGAGAUCCUCUCACAAACGGACGGGCUAAAAGAAACUUCAAGCGGAGAACCUUCAACCAUUCAUCCAGAUGCACCCCAUGGUAGUGGCAGUGCCCCUUCUGAACGUGAGUGGCAGGGUGCAGGAGGAGCGGAGUGUGUGGGCAGGAGUGGCAGGGUGCAGGAGGAGCGGAGUGUGCGGGCAGGAGUGGCAGGGUGCAGGAGGAGCGGAGUGUGCGGGCAGGAGUGGCAGGGUGCAGGAGGAGCGGAGUGUGCGGGCAGGAGUGGCAGCGUGGAGGAGGAGCGGAGUGUGCGGGCAGGAGUGGCAGCGUGGAGGAGGAGCGGAGUGUGCGGGCUGGAGUGGCAGGGUGCAGGAGGAGCGGAGUGUGCGGGCAGGAGUGGCAGCGUGGAGGAGGAGCGGAGUGUGUGGGCUGGAGUGGCAGGGUGCAGGAGGAGCGGAGUGUGCGGGCAGGAGUGGCAGGGUGCAGGAGGAGCGGAGUGUGCGGGCAGGAGUGGCAGGGUGCAGGAGGAGCGGAGUGUGCGGGCUCGAGUGGCAGGGUGCAGGAGGAGCGGAGUGUGCGGGCAGGAGUGGCAGGGUGCAGGAGGAGCGGAGUGUGCGGGCUGGAGUGGCAGGGUGCAGGAGGAGCGGAGUGUGCGGGCAGGAGUGGCAGCGUGGAGGAGGAGCGGAGUGUGUGGGCAGGAGUGGCAGGGUGCAGGAGGAGCGGAGUGUGCGGGCAGGAGUGGCAGGGUGCAGGAGGAGCGGAGUGUGCGGGCAGGAGUGGCAGCGUGGAGGAGGAGCGGAGUGUGCGGGCUGGAGUGGCAGGGUGCAGGAGGAGCGGAGUGUGCGGGCAGGAGUGGCAGCGUGGAGGAGGAGCGGAGUGUGUGGGCUGGAGUGGCAGGGUGCAGGAGGAGCGGAGUGUGCGGGCAGGAGAGUGGCAGGGUGCAGGAGGAGCGGAGUGUGCGGGCAGGAGUGGCAGGGUGCAGGAGGAGCGGAGUGUGCGGGCUCGAGUGGCAGGGUGCAGGAGGAGCGGAGUGUGCGGGCAGGAGUGGCAGGGUGCAGGAGGAGCGGAGUGUGCGGGCUGGAGUGGCAGGGUGCAGGAGGAGCGGAGUGUGCGGGCAGGAGUGGCAGCGUGGAGGAGGAGCGGAGUGUGUGGGCAGGAGUGGCAGGGUGCAGGAGGAGCGGAGUGUGCGGGCAGGAGUGGCAGGGUGCAGGAGGAGCGGAGUGUGCGGGCAGGAGUGGCAGGGUGCAGGAGGAGCGGAGUGUGCGGGCAGGAGUGGCAGGGUGCAGGAGGAGCGGAGUGUGCGGGCAGGAGUGGCAGCGUGGAGGAGGAGCGGAGUGUGUGGGCAGGAGUGGCAGGGUGCAGGAGGAGCGGAGUGUGCGGGCAGGAGUGGCAGGGUGCAGGAGGAGCGGAGUGUGCGGGCUGGAGUGGCAGGGUGCAGGAGGAGCGGAGUGUGCGGGCUGGAGUGGCAGGGUGCAGGAGGAGCGGAGUGUGCGGGCAGGAGUGGCAGCGUGGAGGAGGAGCGGAGUGUGUGGGCAGGAGUGGCAGGGUGCAGGAGGAGCGGAGUGUGCGGGCAGGAGUGGCAGGGUGCAGGAGGAGCGGAGUGUGCGGGCAGGAGUGGCAGGGUGCAGGAGGAGCGGAGUGUGCGGGCAGGAGUGGCAGGGUGCAGGAGGAGCGGAGUGUGCGGGCAGGAGUGGCAGCGUGGAGGAGGAGCGGAGUGUGUGGGCAGGAGUGGCAGGGUGCAGGAGGAGCGGAGUGUGCGGGCAGGAGUGGCAGGGUGCAGGAGGAGCGGAGUGUGCGGGCUGGAGUGGCAGGGUGCAGGAGGAGCGGAGUGUGCGGGCUGGAGUGGCUGGGUGCAGGAGGAGCGGAGUGUGCGGGCAGGAGUGGCAGCGUGCAGGAGGAGCGGAGUGUGCGGGCUGGAGUGGCAGGGUGCAGGAGGAGCGGAGUGUGCGGGCAGGAGUGGCAGCGUGGAGGAGGAGCGGAGUGUGUGGGCAGGAGUGGCAGCGUGGAGGAGGAGCGGAGUGUGCGGGCUGGAGUGGCAGGGUGCAGGAGGAGCGGAGUGUGCGGGCAGGAGUGGCAGCGUGGAGGAGGAGCGGAGUGUGCGGGCUGGAGUGGCAGGGUGCAGGAGGAGCGGAGUGUGCGGGCAGGAGUGGCAGCGUGGAGGAGGAGCGGAGUGUGUGGGCUGGAGUGGCAGGGUGCAGGAGGAGCGGAGUGUGCGGGCAGGAGUGGCAGGGUGCAGGAGGAGCGGAGUGUGCGGGCAGGAGUGGCAGGGUGCAGGAGGAGCGGAGUGUGCGGGCUCGAGUGGCAGGGUGCAGGAGGAGCGGAGUGUGCGGGCAGGAGUGGCAGGGUGCAGGAGGAGCGGAGUGUGCGGGCUGGAGUGGCAGGGUGCAGGAGGAGCGGAGUGUGCGGGCAGGAGUGGCAGCGUGGAGGAGGAGCGGAGUGUGUGGGCAGGAGUGGCAGGGUGCAGGAGGAGCGGAGUGUGCGGGCAGGAGUGGCAGGGUGCAGGAGGAGCGGAGUGUGCGGGCAGGAGUGGCAGGGUGCAGGAGGAGCGGAGUGUGCGGGCAGGAGUGGCAGGGUGCAGGAGGAGCGGAGUGUGCGGGCAGGAGUGGCAGCGUGGAGGAGGAGCGGAGUGUGUGGGCAGGAGUGGCAGGGUGCAGGAGGAGCGGAGUGUGCGGGCAGGAGUGGCAGGGUGCAGGAGGAGCGGAGUGUGCGGGCUGGAGUGGCAGGGUGCAGGAGGAGCGGAGUGUGCGGGCUGGAGUGGCAGGGUGCAGGAGGAGCGGAGUGUGCGGGCAGGAGUGGCAGCGUGGAGGAGGAGCGGAGUGUGUGGGCAGGAGUGGCAGGGUGCAGGAGGAGCGGAGUGUGCGGGCAGGAGUGGCAGGGUGCAGGAGGAGCGGAGUGUGCGGGCAGGAGUGGCAGGGUGCAGGAGGAGCGGAGUGUGCGGGCAGGAGUGGCAGGGUGCAGGAGGAGCGGAGUGUGCGGGCAGGAGUGGCAGCGUGGAGGAGGAGCGGAGUGUGUGGGCAGGAGUGGCAGGGUGCAGGAGGAGCGGAGUGUGCGGGCAGGAGUGGCAGGGUGCAGGAGGAGCGGAGUGUGCGGGCUGGAGUGGCAGGGUGCAGGAGGAGCGGAGUGUGCGGGCUGGAGUGGCAGGGUGCAGGAGGAGCGGAGUGUGCGGGCAGGAGUGGCAGCGUGCAGGAGGAGCGGAGUGUGCGGGCAGGAGUGGCAGGGUGCAGGAGGAGCGGAGUGUGCGGGCUGGAGUGGCAGGGUGCAGGAGGUCAGAUAAGUACGGAGGGGCCAGGUUGUGA